CGUAUCAAAAAUUUUCACUUUCAUUUGCAUCUCUCUCAUAAACAAAACCUCGGAGCACAAGCACUUUCUCUUACUCUUCUGACUUUCUUCGAAUCCCACAACGAUACAAAGUUCAAGAUCUUCAAUCGAUUUGGUCGAUACAUCGAUUCAAUCUCAUUCAAGACAUUAUCGCUCGAUUAAUUUCUGCGUUAAAUAGUUUGCAUUAAUUGUCAGAAUUUCAAAUUUCUUUCUGCGAUGGAUCUAGGUUGCUUGGACAUGGGUUGCAUUGAAAAGCAGAGCAACGAGCCGGUUCUUGAUUCAGAAAACAAUGCGAACGAGUCUGUAAUGACGACUUCGAAGAUCGGAAAGAAUAAGGCAUUGAAAGAGGCUAGCCAGUCAAAUGUGAGUGCUCUAAACAAAUUUACAUCACAAAUUAAAAAGCCUCCUCAUCGAAAAGGUUCACCUCUCAACUGGUUCCCACGCAAAAAGGUGGACUCCUACUUAAAGAGGAAAAUAAAACUCCUGCAGGAAGUAAGUGGCAUGAAAACUCUCGAUGAGACUUUAGGUGAUUCAAAUCCCCACUACUCAAGAGUCUUGAGAGAAAAAAUUGCAGUUAGAGAGGCUGCACAGAAGGCAAUGGAGGCUCGGAAGGCUGCAAUGGUGGAAGCAUCUUGGUGUCGAAUACUUCGAGCAGCAAGGAUUCAAAGUAAAGAUGCAGAAGUUCUACUGUUGGAAGCGGAAAAAAGAACAGCUGAAGCUUUUGAAGCAGCAACAGCUGUUGGAGUGAUCAUGCACGAUAUACAAGAUUGCUCACGGAAGCAUUAUGAGAUAGAAACAUUAUCUGCUAAUGGAGGAGGAUCUACUACUACUACUCAUCGAGUUACCGCAUCUUUUGAAACUGCAUUCGAAGUAGAUAAACAAGUAGCUGCAGCUGUAAAAGCUGCAUUCAAUAGGCUUGCAAAUUGCCCUUCUAUAAGUAAAGAAGAAUUCCAAGAGUUGCUGCGUAAAAUCAGUCAAAAUCCAGAUACAGAUGAAAAUAAUCAGGAAUUGUCAGAGGUUUCCUCUGAAUGUGAAUCUGAUGCGGAGUCGGAACUUGAAUCGGGAUCUCAAAAGGAGGAUGGUUUGAGUUAUCAAGACUUAAACUGUGAGAUGGCAGUUGCCGAGGCAAGACAAAGGAAAUACAAGAUGAGGCAGCUCUCUGAGAAGUUUAAUAUGACAAAGCUUGUGGACAUGAUGCUGGAAAGACUCAUGUGUUUGCAUGAAGAUGAACUUGCUUCUCUUGCCACUAUAGUUGCAACUUGUGGUUUAAAUGCUGCUCUAGCUGAAGCAGAAAACUGGAAGCAGCGUGAUUUAGGCUCUGCUGGUGAUUUUACUUCUGCUCCAGCUCAUCAUGUCUCCCGGAGAAUGUCUUCCCUUGGAGCAGGAAUGGUGAGAAACUCAAACAUGGAAUUCUUCAUGGAUGGGCAGAUGAGAAAGAAGCAAGUUGAGGCAGAAGUUCCUAGUCUAGACAAGUUCUUGGUCAAGCACAUGACUAAACUUGAAAGGGAGGUGCAAGAAGCGAAGAACACCAGAAGGAAAGAGGCCGGGGAAGAAAACAGAGAGAAUUUAGAUAUUACUGAUAAUGGAAAGGUAAGUUUAGUAAAUAAUACAAGUUCAGCUGGGAUUAUACCGGACUUGGGAAGUAUUCUUGUGAAGCACUCUUCAAAGUUUGAGAAGGAAAUUGAAGAGGCAAAGAAGGAUUCGGGGUAUAUGUAUGAAAAGGAACACAAGAAUUAUAACAGCAAUAUGAUUUCGUCAGAGGUUGUUCCUGACUUGGGAAGUAUACUAACAAAGCAUUCUUCAAAGCUUGAGAAGGAGAUUGAAGAGACAAAAAGGAAACAUGGAAAAUCAUUUGAACUGAAUGGCAAUAAUUUUGACAGGUUGCAAAAUAAAGGAUUCAAUCGUGCAAAACAAGAUGUUACAGAAGUUCCUAGUCUAGAUAAGUUUCUGGUGAAACAUGUAUCAAAACUUGAAAGGGAGGUCCUAGAAGCAAAGAACAGAAGAAAAAUUGAGAAGGAUGAAGGAAACAAGGUGGUGACUGACUUGAACAAAUCUACUCCAUCCGCACAAUCAGAGGGAAGUGCAGCUUCUCCAUGUUCUGAUGGAGGUGGAGGAGUGGGGAAAGAAAAUAUCAACCUGACUUUGCGGCCACAAAAUGCCACAGAUUGUUCAGGAGAUUCUUUUCCCCCAAACCUGGGAAGCUUAAGUGGAAAUGAAAUUUGCAAGACAGCAAAAACGUUGCCACAGGAUGAUGACAGCAAAGAAAAUGAAAAUAGCUUAGAAAAUAUACUGGUAAAGCCACCAGUUCAUCGGCUGGAAAGGGAGAAAAUGCAAGCAUCAUCACAGCAGGGAGACAGUAGGUUUCAGCGAUACCAAAAGAAACAUGGAGGACAUGACAUUACAGAUUGUGAAAGUCUAGAUAAAGUUUUAGUGAAGCAUGUUUCAAGGCUUGAGAAAGAGAAAAUGGGGUUUGGUAUGAAGGAGGAAGCAGUGAAGUUGAAGAGGAGGGAAACAAACACACAUUUGGAAAAUGGCGAAGGUAGUUUGGACCAAAUUUUGGUUAAACACAAGCCAAGACUUGAGAGGGAAAAGAUGGCUGCUGCUCGGCAACCACAUGAAGAGAUCAAACAUUCAGCAUCUCGCAGAGAAGCGAGGGAGAGAGAGUUGCAAGAAGCAUGGGGAGGAUUGAGUUUAGGAAACUCUGUACGUCCACAUGUCUCAAGACUGCAACGAGACAAGGCUGCGUGGCUUAAAGCUGAAGAAGAGGAAAGAGAAAGAGCUAUAUAGAGAGUUGUGAAUUUUUUUUGGCAUCUCACUUUUUUUUUUUUGUGUUGUUAUCUUGAUGAUCUGUGUGAGUAAACAACUUACCAAAAAAAUGCUUCCCUCACUCUAGUGAUUUUGAUGUUACAUGUACUAAAACAGUUGAUCAAUGCAUUUGACAGACAAGCUUUCUCAUGCUUGUGUGUCUUUUCUUUCCACA
Messenger RNA from Cornus florida, 2998 nucleotides. RefSeq lists its product as uncharacterized. The record is from RefSeq and is a predicted model, not a curated record. Lineage: Eukaryota; Viridiplantae; Streptophyta; Magnoliopsida; Cornales; Cornaceae. The transcript has 5 exons. Bases 235 to 2805 code for a protein of 856 amino acids.